Strongyloides ratti is the source of this 1314-nucleotide messenger RNA. RefSeq names its product K Homology domain-containing protein. The record is from RefSeq and is a predicted model, not a curated record. Gene Ontology annotation, biological process: regulation of alternative mRNA splicing, via spliceosome. The transcript is spliced from 4 exons. The coding region runs from base 1 to 1314 and encodes 437 amino acids. Lineage: Eukaryota; Metazoa; Nematoda; Chromadorea; Rhabditida; Strongyloididae. Gene Ontology annotation, cellular component: nucleus. Gene Ontology annotation, molecular function: mRNA binding.
AUGGAUACAUCUUAUACAAAUUAUGGAUAUGAUCCAACAGCUUAUGGUUAUGGUGAAACAUUUCAAACUGGUUAUAGAAUUGGGGCACCUGUAGAACCAAUAGUCCCAAGUCCUCUAGAUCAUGAAAUACUUAUUGUUAAGGGAGAAAUUCAACAUGAAAUUAAUAUUAUCGAUCAAAGUGGAGACUAUGGCUUGCAGUUUAAAAAUGGUAGAAGGCUUUUAGUCAGUGAAUUAGAUAAAUUAACCAAUUGUAUAGAACCGGAUUGGUUAGAAGUUGAUAUUGAAAAACCAAUUAAAGUUAUUAAAAAAAUACUUGUACCAACUUUUCGGCAUCCACAAUUUAAUUAUGUGGGUAAACUUAUGGGACCAAAGGGAACUACUUUACAAGCAUUAGCUAAAAAAUUUCGUUGUCACGUUUAUGUAUUAGGUAAAGGAAGUACUAAAGAUCGUGAUAAAGAACAAUCACUUUAUAAUUCUGGUGACCCUCAGUAUGCUCAUUAUGGAGGGCCAUUACAUGUAAAAGUUGAAACAACAGCACCACCAGCUAUUGCUUAUGAUCGUGUUACGGGGGUUAUAAAAGUUUUGACAGAGUUAAUGAAACCAAUUAAAGAAGCUGACUUAGAAAAAUUACUCGGUAUUCCAAAUGUUGACCCAGAAAAAUUAAAAAAUCAAGAAGAAGAAAAUGUGGCAAUGGUUGCUACUAAUUAUCUUGCUCAAAACAAUUCAUCUACUAUUGAUACAAAUAUUGGACAAAAUGACAAAGAUCCUCAAUAUCAAUCUCAUCAUAUACCUAAUCAACAACCAAUGAUACCACCUCCUCCACAAAUACAGAAUAGUAGUGAUUUGAUGUCUUCUAAGAAGGAUGUUAAUUUUGCUGAAGAUUAUUAUAAUAAUGAUGAAAAAAACGAUAUGCCGAUGCAAAAUGGUGAGGGGACCAAUGAACAUCAACAGGGUCAACAACAGCUACAAGGAACAGGUGGGUCUAACAAAAAGAAUAACAAUGGCCAUGGAAAUCAAGGACGGAAACGUCAUGCUCCCCAAGGUAAAGGUGGAAAUGCAAAAAAACAAAAAGGUAGUAAUGAAAAUAAUACUCAAGAUAGAUCUUCAUCCCAAACAAGAGGUCAUAUGGGAAAUCAGAGAGGUAACAUGGGUGGUAUGAGAGGUGGUCGUGGGGGUAUGAGAUUACCUUAUCAAGGGCAGUCAAAUAAUUGGCAAGGAAUUCAUCCAUCACCACUAUUAGGUCAUGGGGCUGCAUUUAAUGGAAACAAAAAUAACUCAUAUGGAACAGGAGGAGGUAGACGCGGACCAGGUUAA